Molecule: messenger RNA, 2073 nt
Organism: Hydra vulgaris (swiftwater hydra)
Lineage: Eukaryota; Metazoa; Cnidaria; Hydrozoa; Anthoathecata; Hydridae
Source: RefSeq, a predicted model, not a curated record
UCUUUAACAUAUUUUUUUUCUAACAAAACUAGUUUUUUUGUUAAUUCAAUCAGGUUUGUAACUUCUUAUAAAAUUGUUACUUAUAAUAUUGCUACUAAAAUAAAGAGUCUGUUAUUUAAAAGUAAUUUUAUUUACAUUUUUUUUAGUUUUCUUUUUUUUGUUUUGUUUUAUGCACUUCAUUAAACAUUAUUAUUUUUUCUUUUUUAUGGUUUUCUUCAUUAUAUGAAAACUAGUUAUUUAUAUAAACAAAACAUCAUUUAACAAAACACGAUUUGCAAUUACUUCCCUUUCAAAAAUUUAUUAUUUGUUGCUGAGUAAUAGUGCUUAAACAGUGCUCUUAAACAGUGCUAUGGUGUUAGCAUAGUAAUGUCUUAAUCAAAGAAUUAAGGACUAUCGCACUACUGAUAGCCAGCACUAGUUUUGUUAUGGCAAUUUUCUAAGAUGAUAUUGAUUUACUGGAUUUUGAGUACUUGAAUUGUGCUGCCAUCUGGUAAAGGCAGAGUACAGUCACACAAAAUCUGCAAGUUUAUAUAAAGCACUGAAAAACUCUACUACUGCUUUGGUAUGUUAUUUAUUGGCAUUUUAUGGUAGUUUGAUUUCAAUUAUAUUUCAUGGCAGGUCAAAUGAUAGGUUAUUCAUAAGUAAUUCAUAUGUUUUCACGUUAAGAUGGCAAGCUGUGUAAUUUAUCUUUCACCAACAAGUUUAAUUGAAGAUAAUUUUAGUUCAACAUUUGACUUAUUUACGUUAAAACUAAUGAAAAUGUUUAACAUUACAAAACACGUUUUUGAAGAAAAUUUUGAAAAGAUUUCAAUUAUGUAUUUUAAUAAAAUCUGGUUUCCCAUAUAUGAAGAAAGCGACUACAAAAAAGCACUAUUGAUAACUAAUUGCAAAAUUAGUUUAUGCAUUAAUUUUUUUGUACUGGUUUCCACCGACCCUAGCAGAAAAUAUUUUCCAGCUAAAAAAUUUAACGAUUUAUUUUUUCAAUCCGAUUCUGGUAUUGACGAAGAUUUUAAUAGAAAACUUCAAAAUAUAAUUGACGCCUAUGCGCAUUCGAGUAAAUGUGAUAAAAUAUGUAUUCAGCCAUUUCUUGUAGACUUUAGUUUUAAAUUAUACGAUUUAACAAACGACAAUGUUUUUAAACAAAUGUGUUUUUCUAUUCUUCUUCGAAAAGCAAAAGGAUACUCCAGUUUUAAUAUGGAUGAUGUUGAGUUGGAAAUUAAAUGGGCAGGUGAACUUUCCAAUCAGGCUACAAGAUAUAUAGAUAUCUGGAAUGGAAAGUUUUCAUCGAAUAUGUUAUCUGAAAAACUAAAAGAAAAUAUUGCUAUAGAAGAUUUUGAAAAAAAAAUUGAAGUUACCUUAACAAACUUAAAUUAUCUUAGGAGGUUAUUACAACCUGAUAAUUGUUAUUCGGAAUCUGUUCGAAGACUAAUAAUAAAUAUUUUAUUAUUACCCGCACUACAAUCUAGUGAUAAGUUUACUUUUUCACUAAACACUGAAUAUAAUUUGUUAGACGAAUCUAACUUCAUAAAAAGAAUUGGAAACGGACCCAUAGAUUAUGUUUUACUUGGGAGAACUCAACCAUUGAUAACAUUAUUAUUUGAUAAAACAUGUGAAAACCCCCAAACAGAUGAUUUGGAGGAAAUUGAAUGUGAGUUAAAUCCAACUAUUUUGGAAGCAAAAAUAGAUAUAGACAUCAAAGAUUUGCCAAAAGCUUUGUCGCAGCUAAUAGCUCAAAUGCUAGAUGCUUUACAUGUUAUACCAUCUAGAAAGAGAACUCAUGAUGGAAUGCAUCCUCAACAUGUCCAUCACAGCGUUAAAGGCAUGUUGUCAACUGGGCAUCACUUUAUGUUUUUUUCUUUAAGUGAAGAUAAAGACUUUAAUUUAAUACCAACACUAGAAUACUACGGCAAACAUUCCAUCAAUGUUCUCUUAAAAAAAAGUGGCCGUAGCAGUGGGCUCAAUCCCAACGAAGAAGUUAAAAAAAGUGAGGUUGAGAGUAUAUUGAGAUCAUUACAUUAUUUUGCGAUGUUUGACUAUGAAUAGUUAAUAAAGUUUACAUUUAUUUUAUAUAUA